Molecule: messenger RNA, 1399 nt
Organism: Cotesia glomerata
Lineage: Eukaryota; Metazoa; Arthropoda; Insecta; Hymenoptera; Braconidae
Gene: Usp12-46
Product: ubiquitin carboxyl-terminal hydrolase 46
Exons: 8
Coding region: 244-1308 (354 amino acids)
Biological process (GO): protein deubiquitination
Cellular component (GO): cytosol; nucleus
Molecular function (GO): cysteine-type deubiquitinase activity; cysteine-type endopeptidase activity
Source: RefSeq, a predicted model, not a curated record
UUAUUUUAAUUAUUCAGUUGAUAAAUAUAUACAUAUAUUAUUGCAUGUGUUCGGUGUAUUUUAUUACAUUGCCAUGCCGAUUUGGUAACAAGUAAUUAAUAAUUGUAAUAUAAUGUGUGUGAUAACUAUUACAAUAAGCUAAUAAUUAUUAUAUUAGUUAGUAUAUUUAUACAAUGAAGAUUUUCGGGACAGAACAAUCAAUUUUAAUUGCUCAGUAUUUUAUUCUUGUUAUUAAAUGGUAAAAUGGGUGCAAAUAUAUCGCAGCUAGAGAGAAAUAUUGGAGCUGAUCAAUUUCCACCCAAUGAACAUUAUUUUGGUCUUGUUAAUUUUGGAAAUACAUGCUACAGUAACUCAGUUUUGCAGGCCUUGUAUUUUUGCAGGCCAUUUAGGGAAAAAGUAUUAGAAUAUAAAGCAAGAAAUAAAAGAACCAAAGAAACAUUAUUGACAUGUUUAGCAGAUCUGUUUUACAGUAUUGCAACUCAGAAAAAGAAAGUCGGUUCAAUUGCGCCAAAAAAAUUUAUUGCUAGAUUGAGGAAAGAAAAAGAGGAGUUUGAUAAUUAUAUGCAACAAGAUGCUCAUGAAUUUUUAAAUUUUCUUAUCAACCACAUUAAUGAAAUUAUACUCGCGGAAAGAAAUCAAAGCAAAGCAGCUACUGGAAAAGGCGGAGCUGGUGAUGCUGGAACACCGCCAGAACCAACAUGGGUACACGAGAUAUUCCAAGGUAUCUUGACAUCAGAAACUCGUUGCCUUAACUGUGAGACUGUAUCAAGCAAGGAUGAAGAUUUUUUCGACCUACAAGUUGAUGUUGAUCAGAACACAUCCAUAACUUACUGCCUCAAGUGUUUUUCUAAUACUGAAACUCUUUGUAGUGAUAAUAAAUUCAAGUGUGAUCAUUGUAGUAGUUAUCAAGAAGCCCAAAAACGAAUGAGGUUGAAAAAAUUACCAAUGAUCCUCGCACUUCAUUUAAAGAGAUUCAAGUAUGUAGAGCAGUAUAAUCGACACAUUAAAGUAUCCCACAGAGUUGUGUUUCCAUUGGAGUUAAGGUUAUUUAAUACUAGCGACGAUGCUGUUAAUCCAGAUCGUCUUUAUGAUUUGGUUGCUGUUGUGAUACAUUGUGGAAGUGGGCCUAAUCGUGGACACUAUAUUUCUAUUGUUAAGAGUCAUGGUUUCUGGUUACUGUUUGAUGAUGACGCAGUUGAUAAAAUCGAUGCAUCGAAUAUAGCAGACUUCUAUGGACUGACGUCCGACAUCCACAAGACAUCAGAAACUGGAUACAUAUUAUUCUAUCAAUCACGGGACUGUAAUUAAUUUACUGUAAAUAAUUUAUUCACGGUAAAGUAUCAAUUUUAUUUUAUUAAAAUUGAUACCACUCGUACUACGUAAUUAAUGGUAUAGAAAA